Molecule: messenger RNA, 2047 nt
Organism: Cylicocyclus nassatus
Lineage: Eukaryota; Metazoa; Nematoda; Chromadorea; Rhabditida; Strongylidae
Source: the annotation of a GenBank genome assembly
AUGCCAAACGGUGAUUGUUUUGCACAAGAUAUAGAUACUACUGUUUUACAAGCUCCUAAACCAAGUUCAAUGAUGAAAGCAGUAUAUGAUGGCACUAGCUAUCUGAUGAGGAAAAUGGUUGGAAGUGUACCCGAUGAGACGAUUCAGGCAAGUGUUACUAGUUCGUCUUACACUAAAGGUCUUUGGCCACCAAUGAAUUCUUACUUCCCUAAAUAUUCUCUUAGUCCGCUUCAAACGCUUCAGCAAGACGCUGCUUCACUAAAACAAGGUGAUUCUUAUUAUUUUUGGGUCUACGAUAGCGCUAAUCGUACCUUCAUAGCAGUAUAUCAAGCUCAUACCGCUAUGGUAAAAACUGGGGAAUUUCUGAGCGAGGUACCAGUUUUUAUGACGAACGCGACCAAUCAGCUCCAAACAGAACUAGCUGACGUUUUCAUAUUCAUGGAUUAUGCACGUCGCGUUGGCGAUAUGCUGGGCUAUACACACAUUCUUCCGCUCGCUUUGGUCUGUUUCUCGAUUUUUGGGCUCGCAAUAAUAGCAAGUUGGACAUUUUUGUUCUAUAACAAAAGAUAUCAUUACAAUGCUAUAUGUGUAAGAGGAGUAAUGUUUACCGCUGCUACAAGCGUUGGAUAUCUUGCUAUGGUGGUCGGAUCAUUAAUUUGCAUUAUGGCUGCUGAUAUCUUCUAUAAGUGUAAAAAUGGUUACACAUUUUUCGAAUCUUUGAAUGGCGCUCUUAUUAUGGCUGAGGAUGAAUUUAGGGAGAGGUAUUCUAUCUUAGAUCAGUACGACAUAGCGAGACAUAUACAAAACUAUCAUGUGGACCUGAAAAAACUUGAAAAAGUCGAUAAACUUUCAGUGCUUCUCGAAAACUUGAUCAGACAAGCAAACGAGUCAGUAACCAUUGCUCUCACACAACGAAGGGCACGAAGAAAGUUGUCGCAAAUUAAUGAGACCCUCUACAAAACUAGUAGCCACCUACUCAACUUCAGACGAAUGCAGAAGCAAGUAUUGCAAAAGAUGAAUCUUAUGCUGUUGCCUACAAGCAGACAUAAGCUUACUAUGUCUCUAAGGCGUCAUCAAAAACAUCUACACAACCAUGCUGUGAUGGCGAUCUCAAAUUUGUUUACAGUUCUAGUGGACUUUACUCCCCGAUGUGGAAGUCUGAUGAGAAUUUGGGAUGGAUUGGGAACAUUUGUUUGCAACGGGAUUGCUGCACCAGCGCAAGGGUUAUGGGUAGCCACAACAAUCUAUCACGCCUUCUUCAACACUGCAAGAUUUUGGAAGGAUGCAAUGCAUGAUGAAUACGCAAAACGACGCUUAGAGAAGGUAAAGUAUGUACAGAAAGCUCUGAAACUAGAAAGGCUGAGCCAUUCAAGUUCAAGUAGUGAAACCACCAAACGCGCAGAUUCCUACAGUAAACCAACGAGUAGACCGAGCACAAGCGUCACCACGAAGAGCGCGUCAAGAUCCCCAAAAGGUCAUUAUGAUGCCGCUACAGUGGAAGCUAAGCAGUCGCUGAUUCCAAAAUCUAAGGAUAAAUCGCGAGAAAAGGAAGAUAUCGAAGAAGGAAAAGAAGACAACGAAGAAGGAAAGAAAGCUACCGCGAACCCACUCUCAACAAAUUCGAAAGAGCGAACAAUCAAUGCGAGUGCUCCUGCGAAAAGCUCAGAAGAGCCAACACAAUCAAAAGAAAUGCCAACAAAUGCUGCAGUCCGGGUCUCUGCCGAAAAUGCCGCAAAAAGUCAAUCGAGUAAUUCCCAAACAGAUUUGAGAAAGUCUAAGGAAGAAGUAAGAAGCCGUGAAUCAAUAGAACAACCUGAGAAAAAGAAAACUUUGAACAGUAGUAAGAAAUCGCUUCAAACAGGAAUACCCGCAUUUGAGAAGGUUGCCGUUCGAACUUCAAAAGAACAAGUGUCAAGCAAAAAUUCAAAGGAGAGAGUAGGAAGCGAAAGCAAGUCCAAGGAAUUUCUAGAUCAAGGAAAAGCAGGCAAUGGAAUCUAAUAAGAGAAAAUUUCUACAAUAACAGUGAAAAUAGAAAUCAACUUCAAGC